GCCCGGCCAGCCGCUCCGCGCCCGCCCGCUUUCCCGCCGGCCUCGUGCGCCCUCGACCCAGCGGGCACCAUGCACCUCUCCCAGCUGCUGGCCUGCGCCCUACUGCUCACGCUGCUCUCGCUCCGGCCCUCCGAAGCCAAGCCCGGGGCGCAGCCGAAGGUUCCACGCACCCCGCCGGGGGAGGAGGUGGCCGAGCCCCAGGCUGCGGGUGGCGGUCAGAAGAAGGGCGACAAGGCUCCUGGGGGCGGCAGCGCCAACCUCAAGGGUGACAGGUCGCGACUGCUCCGGGACCUGCGCGUGGACACCAAGUCGCGGGCAGCGUGGGCCCGCCUACUGCACGAGCACCCCAACGCGCGCAAGUACAAAGGGGGCAACAAGAAGGGGUUGUCCAAGGGCUGCUUCGGCCUCAAGCUGGACCGGAUUGGCUCCAUGAGCGGCCUGGGAUGUUAGUGCGGCGACCCCUGGCGGCGGACUGGGCAUUUGCUCCAUUGUGAUGAGGUCACCCUUGGUCACCAGCCUGCCAGCAUCUGGAAGCACCUCCAGCGCAAUGUGGCUUUGACAUUUCUUUUUGUUGUUUUGUUUUUUUCCCCUGGUACUGGGAAUACACAACACCAGCUGUUUGAUUAUUAUUUGGAGGGGGGUGUGAUUUUAUUGUUUGUUUGUUUUUUAAAAUGAAAAAUAAAAAAGUUAUAUA
Molecule: messenger RNA, 694 nt
Organism: Orycteropus afer afer
Lineage: Eukaryota; Metazoa; Chordata; Mammalia; Tubulidentata; Orycteropodidae
Source: RefSeq, a predicted model, not a curated record